Messenger RNA from Nematolebias whitei (Rio pearlfish), 3056 nucleotides. RefSeq names its product LMBR1 domain containing 2b (gene lmbrd2b). The transcript is spliced from 17 exons. Lineage: Eukaryota; Metazoa; Chordata; Actinopteri; Cyprinodontiformes; Rivulidae. Bases 1 to 2100 code for a protein of 699 amino acids. Gene Ontology annotation, cellular component: membrane. The record is from RefSeq and is a predicted model, not a curated record. Gene Ontology annotation, biological process: adrenergic receptor signaling pathway.
AUGAGUGGCGCUGCACUCGGUGUGGAGAUCAUUCUGGUCUUCUUCCUUGCUCUGUUCCUGCUGCACCGGUACGGAGACUUCAGGAAGCAACAGAGGAUGGUUCUGUUCGGCACGCUGGUGGCCUGGUACCUCUGCUUCCUCAUCGUCUUCAUCCUCCCUCUAGACGUCAGCACGACCAUCUACAGUCAGUGUGUCUGGGACCACCAGGACCUGGUCUCAGUUCCCACCAUCAGCCCAGUCAACCACAGCUCCCUCAACACGUCUGCAGAACCAACCAGCAGAGUUUUGACUCAGUGCUACAGACCCUGGAGCUACAUCCCUGAAAACAUCAGGCCUUUGUUCUGGAGGGUGGUCUACUGGACCUCCCAGUGCCUCACCUGGCUGCUGCUGCCCUUCAUGCAGUCCUACGCUCGCUCCGGAGGCUUCUCCAUCACCGGCAAGAUCAAAACGGCGCUCAUUGAGAAUGCCAUCUAUUACGGCACCUACCUGCUGAUCUUCGGCUCACUGCUCAUCUACGUGGCCGUCCACCCUGAGCUGCACCUGUCCUGGUACGAGCUGCAGACCAUCGGCAUCACAGCAGCUAACACCUGGGGUCUGUUCCUGCUGGUCCUCCUGCUCGGCUACGGCCUGGUGGAGAUCCCUCGCUCCUACUGGAAUGCCUCCCGACACGGACACCUCCUCAUCAAAACCUACUUCAAGGCGGCCAAGCUGAUGACCGAAAAGGCGGACGCCGAGGAGAACCUGGAGGACGUGAUGGAGGAGGUCAGGAAGAUCAGCGAGUCCAUCAAGUACAACCAUCCACUGAGGAAGUUCAUCGACACCAUUCUGAGAAAGUGUCCUGUGGACUAUCAAGAGAAGAUGGGUCGGAACAUGGAUGACUACGAGGACUUUGAUGAGAAGCAGAACAUGUACCCGACGGAGAAGAACCUGGUGAAGCUGCACAAACAGGUGAUCUACGCAGUGCAGAGACACAACAGGACCCGGGUCCAGUGGCAGAUCCUCCUGCAGCAGGCGGUCCACCUGGAGGACGUGGCCAAGAACGAGACCAGUUCCAGCCACCAGUUCGUUCACAGCUUCCCGUCCUCUGAGACCGCUGGCUGGGUCAGCAGAUAUGUCUACACCCCGACUGUAGAGUGGUACUGGGAGUGUCUCCUGAAGCGCUGGUUCUACCGGCUGCUCUCGGUGGUUCUGACCCUGUUCAGCGUGGCCGUGGUUUGGUCUGAGUGCACCUUCUUCAGCACCCGGCCCGUCCUGUCUCUGUUCGCUGUCUUCAUCCAGCUGGCUGAGCGAGACUACAACUACCUGUAUAUCGAGAUGGCGUGCUUCAUCACCAUCUUCUUCCUCUGCACGUGUGUUUACUCCACGGUGUUUCGGAUCCGGGUCUUUAACUACUACUACCUGGCCUCGCACCAUCAGACCGACGCCUACAGCCUGCAGUUCAGCGGCAUGCUUUUCUGUCGUCUGACUCCUCCUCUGUGUCUGAACUUCCUGGGUCUGAUCCACAUGGACUCGGCCAUCUCCCACCAGGAGAAGCUGCAGACGGCAUACACCACCAUCAUGGGGUCCAUGAAAGUCCUCUCCUUCAUUGCCAAUGGUUUCUACAUCUACUACCCCAUGUUGAUUGUCCUCCUCUGCAUCGCCACCUACUUCAGUCUGGGGACUCGCUGCCUGAACCUCCUGGGCUUCCAGCAGUUCAUGGACGACAGCGAAAUGACCUCUGACCUGAUCGACGAGGGGAAGGAGCUGAUUCGGCGCGAGAGGAGGAAACGCCAGAGGAUUGAAGAUGGAGAGAACAGACGCAGGGAGUGGAAAGAGCGUUACGGAAACCAGAGAGACGACUUUGCCACCAGGAACCGGAGCAGCCAUGAGAUGAAGGAGACAAACUACUCCGAGUCCAGCAGGGACAGACAAGCUAAAUAUUCUCACUCUGGGAGCCGAGCAGAGAGGGACUGCAUCGAGCUGCUGCAGGACGCCGAACCUCUGGACUUCAACGCCGACUCUCUGACAGACAACCCUCUGGAGACUGAGUCCGGCAGGCCCACAGCAGGACGGUAUCUGUCUAUGUCGUCGUCUCGAAACCGAAUAUUUGACGACGUCUAACAUCAUUUUCUUCAGCUCCUCCUGCUGAGAUGUGAUGCAGCAAUGAACUCCACCUCUCAGCUGUUUCCUCCCAGCAUGCAUGCUAAAACCUGCCAGCUUGGCUGCGUCUGAACCUCUGUCUCCCAACACUUUGAUCAGACCUCGCCUCCAGCUCGGCUGCUGGUCAGUGACAGCUCUUCGAAGGACUAUUUCUGCUGUCUCUGUUGUUUAAAGCCUUCAGUCUGAAUGAUGAAGCUGGACUCAUUGCUGAGCAACUGUCUCUGAGCAUGCUCAUGAACGCACGUCAUGCUAAUCGGAGCAUUAAUGAAGGUCACUAGGUGUUAUUUAUAUUUAUAAUUUCUCCUCCAUGUUGAAGAUUUAUUUAACUGAUGAAUCACACUGAAAAUUAAUUUGCACUUGAUCUGAAAUGCCUGAACUAUUAAUUCAUGAUGAUGGUGUGAAACCGGUCGGCCCUGAAGCUCUACAUAACCUGACCCGCAACUCUUUGUGCACGUUACAUUUAUAAGCCCCCAUUUGUGUUGAUGUGUAGAAACUAAACUUGUAUUUCUGUUUGUUUGAUCAGAUUUAGUUUACAGCACAGGAUAAAGUUUUCUAACCAGCUGUUUUCAUCUGUCAGCCAAUUUAAAUCCUUAGACAUAAUAAGUUUAUACUUCAUGUUGUUAAUCCAGUUUUAACUCAAGUAAUUUUAGUUUUUAUUAGUUUAGUUCAUUUGAGUUUAACCUGAAACACCAAGAGGACCGAGUACACAUCCCAGAGGAACUCCACAGAGGUCUCAUCCUGCGUUGAACCUUCUGAUUGCAGCUUCAUGAAAACAAGGAGCUGCUGGAAGUGUAGAAAACAUGAACAGAUCCUUAAAAUCUGUUGAACAUGUCAGUUCAGAUGCUUCAUGACAGAAACCCAACCAUUGAAGAUGGACGAUGCAGCCGGUUUACCACCUUCAUUUGCCUCUCCCUCCU